Messenger RNA from Fusarium venenatum, 3258 nucleotides. The record is from RefSeq and is a predicted model, not a curated record. Lineage: Eukaryota; Fungi; Ascomycota; Sordariomycetes; Hypocreales; Nectriaceae.
AUGGCUACUUCUCCCAAUACACAUGAGGUCACCUCACCUGGGUCUCUGUCUGAAGCGGCUCCGCCAGAUGGCGCUCCAGGCCAAGAUGCUGUUCCAACCCCCGCACCCGUUGAAAGCCCUCCGUCGCUACAUAGCGAAGGCGAAACAUCGAGCAAGGUAUUGGAUUCAAUGUCUAGCACUAAGCUCUUCAUAGCCGCGCAGGUUCUUGAGCAGGAAGCCAAAAAAUUACAGAGCCUAUGCCCAGAUCCCGCUACAGAAGAUCACAACGAUCGCCUCGACCUUGCUAUAAGGGUGUUGGAAGAGGUUAGAAAAGAGCUGCACGAUAGGAAUAAUGCUAGCCAACAGAAUGCAGAAAAUGAAGCUGGAGAUAACUCCGAAACGCCCACUGAAGAUGAGGAAGAUAAGAUCAUUUGCAAGGUGAAGCGGCUCAGCAUGGAAGGAUGGUCCGAUAACCAACCGGAACCAAAACAUGCCAUUGCCGCAUACUAUCCCGCUGCAUCACUUGUUGAAAUUACUCACGACGAAAACAAAGCCAUAAGAGAUGUUCCAGAUCGCCAGGAGCGACCCCAUAGGGUAGAACUGGCCUCGUUAUCUCUAUUACAGGAGAUCACCGAGAUUACAGGCAUUGAUUGUGAUGACGAAACAUUUUUGCUUCCUCCGCAACAUGCUGACCUUUGUUUUUUAUGUACUCAGACUUGCGCCGCCAUACAAGGUAGAACCAUACUUAUUGUAAACGAAAAGAACUUACUAAUCGAUAUUUUGAAGCUCCUUAUUAGGUACCAUGACGAAAUAGGUGAAAGGCUCGUGCACCUUGAAGGUGUCCUACGAUCGGAAGUAGAGGGACCAGAUCACACGAACGCCCCAGGGUCUCCCAAGUGCACAACGCCAGACACAAGUGUAAUGAGUGAGCAACAGUCCCCGGAAAGCUUGAAAGAGUCGUCUUCGAAAUCGGAAGACGAGAGAGAUCCGGAAAAUAAGAAAGACAAUGGCGAAGCACUCAAGACGCGCAAGAAAUUGACCAGGCGUUUCGACAGCCUAAAACUACUCCAAGACUUCAGUGACAAAUACCUAGCAGCACAGCAUAUGACGUAUGCUAGAAUCAAAUCCGGAGAUUUGGAAAAGAUUACCUUCGAAGAUCUAUGUUUUCUUUUCACUGUAGGUGACAUUAUCUACAUCAAGGAGAGGGAAUAUGAGCAACUAGGCAAGACCUAUGCGGUGUCUGGUGGCCAGCAGCGGAAAGAAAAGUCAAAAAAAAGAUUGAGGACCUUUUCUGCAAUCGAUUUUGACAAGAUGCCAGAAGGAAAUCCGCAAAGCUCAGCACGUGGUCUCUGGAGUCCACUCACGAUCGACUAUUACACUAUGGAAUCUGAUGGAUACUACCUUGGGUCUAAGGCUAAACGCAAGGAAAUUAAGCACUUCUCGGGGGAGCGCAGUAUAACAGAUCUGGCUGUUUUCCCACUCAGAUUUCACCAAAGAAAGGAAGAGGUUGUGGAACGUCUGACAGAAAGGGGUACCAGGUACCAUUUAUCACAUGGUCACAAAAGCUACAGAGGCAUGACGUGUUCCCAGCAUGAUGAGGAAACACCUAACGAGGUCUUUGGAGAUAUUUAUGUCGACUUUAAAGAUUAUUACCGAUCUUUUGACAGACGACCCCAUUUCCUGCCUGGUACAUUGCCAAGGCACAAUCCCCAUUUCCUUCCCCCUGGUACAUCAGCAAGGCCGAAUCUAGGCAUUCUGAAUGCCUUUGAACCUGAUCUCGCAGAGAGUCAGGAUGAUGUCGAUGGCGUCAUAUUGGAUCUGUUUGAUAGAGAGAUUGACCAAAAGGCCAUGGAAGAUUUCGUGUCGACUCAUCAGCAUGAGAUUGGGCUUGAGAGACUCAGUUCAGAUCCGCUAUCAAAUGAAGUUCUCCAAUUGCUGCCCCACUGGGUACCUGCAUACUUUUUCCGCACGAGGACUUACCAUCGAGUCUACGUGAGUCAAAUAGAGGAAAUCGACAAAAGUGAUAUUGCAAGAGACAAUAGCUUCGAGAGUUUGGUCAUCCCAGACGGCCAUCGGAAGCUCCUAGUCGGUCUUGUGAGAAACCUGGUCAUUGAGCAAGACCCUGAAUCCAAUCGCCAGGAUAACUCCAAAACGGCUACACAGAUUGACAUUGUUCGGGGGAAAGGACAAGGGUUAAUAAUCCUUUUACAUGGACCACCAGGCUCAGGGAAAACCAGUACCGCCGAGACACUUGCGGCGUAUAGCAGACGGCCGUUAUAUCCAAUCACAUGUGGUGAUCUUGGGGUCGAUCCGGACAGCGUUGAAAGAUCCUUGAAUGAGCAUACAGAGCGGGCUCAACGGUGGGGUUGCAUAUUGCUUCUGGAUGAAGCUGAUGUUUUCUUGAGCCGCAGAGAUUGGAGAGAUACAAACCGCAAUGCAUUGGUAUCUGUCUUCCUUCGGCAGUUGGAAUACUACUCGGGAAUCUUAUUCUUGACCACCAACAGAGUGGGCGUUAUAGACGAGGCUUUCAAAUCUCGCAUUCAUGUGUCUCUUGCGUAUCCCACCAUCAGAUUGAAAGAAACUCUGGAAAUAUGGGAAGGAAUCUUGGACCGCCUUACAAGAGACAAUCAUACAACAAAGAUCAAAGUCAAGUUUGACAGGAGUGCCCUACUCACAUGGGCCGAUAGACAUUACAGGGCUCACGAACCAAUGAACACUGCCUGGAAUGGUCGACAGAUCCGCAAUGCCUUCCAGCUUGCCAUCUCUUUAGGUCACCAUGACCGAGACCGCAACCUGGCAGCUGCCAACAUGACUAACGCGGAGGCUGUUGCAAGCGGGGAGAAAAAGUGGACUAUUGUGAAGCUGACAACAGCAAACUUUAACAAUAUCGCCAAGACGGCUAGGGAUUUUGAGGACUAUCUUCAUGCUACAAGAGGAGACGACAGUGAGAUUGCAAAGACGUUGGCUCUGAGGCACGACGAGCAGUCAGACAAUGUGGCAGGGUAUUCGCGAUCUACACCCGCGCAAAAAGAUUACCCAGGACGGCGGAGAGAACUUCUAUCGCCCAGGCUUACAAACCGUGACAGAGGGAUCUCACGAAAUAGUUCUGGCUACGAAUCUCGACGAUCUCGAGUACGAAGGAAGGAAGAAAGUCCUUCGGAGAGAAGACAGCAGAGGAGAAGUCAAGGUGGAAGGGACGAAAAGAGGAACGAUGAGUUUGAGGAUGGGGAGGGGGAUGAAAAUGAUAUCAUUGACGAGUUUUCUUCUGAUGAUGAAUAG